Messenger RNA from Limanda limanda (common dab), 1264 nucleotides. RefSeq names its product transformer 2 beta homolog (gene tra2b). The coding region runs from base 69 to 977 and encodes 302 amino acids. Gene Ontology annotation, molecular function: RNA binding. Gene Ontology annotation, biological process: positive regulation of mRNA splicing, via spliceosome. Gene Ontology annotation, cellular component: spliceosomal complex. Lineage: Eukaryota; Metazoa; Chordata; Actinopteri; Pleuronectiformes; Pleuronectidae. The record is from RefSeq and is a predicted model, not a curated record. The transcript is spliced from 8 exons.
ACACACACACACACACACACAUUGUGGACCGUAGCUAGCUGAACUGUGAAAUAGUCACUGUCUCUAAAAUGAGUGAUAACGGAAAGGCUCGGGAGUCUCGCUCCCCCUCCAGGAGCGCGAGCCCAGCGGCCUCGGGGAAGUCCGCAAGCCACUCCCCAGCCCGCUCGAAAGAGGGCUCCCGCCAUUCCCGCUCCAAAUCCCGGUCGGCGUCCAGGUCAAAGUCUGGGUCCCAUUCCCACCGUGGUUCGAGGAGACACUAUAGUCGAUCUCGUUCCCGCUCCAGGUCUCAUCAUCGCCGAUCCCGCAGCAGCAGAUCCUACAGUGGAGAGCGUCGACGCCGGAGCCACAGCCACUCCCCCAUGUCCAAUCGCCGCAGGCACAUCGGCAACCGUACAAAUCCUGACCCCAACGCCUGCCUGGGAGUGUUUGGCCUGAGCUUGUACACCACAGAGAGGGAUCUGAGGGAUGUCUUCUCUAAAUACGGCCCCCUGGCGGAUGUCAGCAUUGUGUGUGACCAGCAGUCAAGGCGCUCCAGGGGCUUUGCCUUUGUUUACUUCGAGAAUACAAAUGAUGCCAAAGAGGCGAAGGAGCGAGCCAACGGCAUGGAGCUGGACGGUCGUAGGAUCCGGGUUGACUUCUCCAUCACAAAGAGACCUCACACCCCAACCCCUGGAAUCUACAUGGGCCGACCCACAUAUGGUGGAGGUGGUGGAGGCGGAGGUGGCGGCGGAGGGGGCGGCGGAGGAGGUGGUAGUGGUGGCGGCGGUGGAGGAGGAGGAGGAGGUCCCAGUGGUCCUCGGCGUCAUUCACGUGACUCUGACCGCGGGUAUGAGCGUGGGUACGAGAGGGGCGGCUAUGAUCGCUAUGACGACAGGGAAUGCUAUAGAUCAUACAGAAGAAGGUCUCCAUCACCGUACUACAGAGGUGCUUACAGGUCUCGGUCCAGAUCGCGGUCUUAUUCUCCACGUCGUUACUGAACGUCACCGUCAAGCAGAAACUCUUUGUCUUUCCAAGCGAAGGAGGAAAUGUUUGAGUGGAACGAUUGAUUUCAGAACAGCUGUUUUUUCAUGAGGUGAUGUUCACAUUUGUUUGCUGAUGAUUAUGACCGGUAAAUGUAAACUGACCUGAGCUGUCCCUAUAUGUUUUUAAUUUUGAAGUAGACGAUCCCUGCCAAAGCCGGCAUAUUAAUGUUUUGAUUUUUUUGAAUACAAUUUGAGUGAAGAUACAACUUUGAACAGAUUAAAAUCAGGAUCCUUUUUUUCCA